UCUGAUGUUCUGGACGGACUGGGGAGACCGAGCAGCUGGUGUUUAUAGGAGCUACAUGGACGGAACAAAUGUGUCCUGCAUCAUCUCAGAAGGUGUCCGUUGGCCCAACGGUAUCACAACUGAUGACCACUGGCUGUACUGGACCGAAGCUUUCAGUGACCGCAUCGAGAAAGCUGACUUCACAGGGGGCCAGAGGAGAGUUCUCGUUGAGGGUCUGCCCCAUCCCUACGCCAUCGCUGUCUUCAAGAAUGACUUGUACUGGGAUGACUGGUCAAAAAUGGGAAUUUUCAAAGCUUCAAAGGCUGGAUCUCAAUCUCAAAGCAACGAGCUGAUUGUUGGCAGACUAACUGGGGUCAUGGACCUGAAGAUCUUCUACAAGGGGAGGAACAGAGGACAUAACGCCUGUGCUGACCAGCCAUGCCGCCUGCUAUGCCUUCCUCAGCCUAACCACAGGUAUACCUGUGUUUGUCCAGAUGGUAUCCCAAUGAUAACCAUGCCUGAUGGAGAGCUGACAUGCCAGUGUCCCUCUGGCUACCAGCUUCAAAACAAAACGUGUAUCAAGAACGAUUACAGCUGUUUGCUCAACCAGUACCGCUGCUCCAACGGUCGUUGCAUCAGUAGCAUCUGGAAGUGCGACAGCGACAACGACUGUGGAGACAUGAUGGACUGA
Messenger RNA from Nematolebias whitei (Rio pearlfish), 670 nucleotides. It is a transcript of the gene sorl1, whose product is annotated as sortilin-related receptor, L(DLR class) A repeats containing. The record is from RefSeq and is a predicted model, not a curated record. Gene Ontology annotation, molecular function: protein binding. Lineage: Eukaryota; Metazoa; Chordata; Actinopteri; Cyprinodontiformes; Rivulidae. The coding region runs from base 5 to 670 and encodes 221 amino acids. The transcript is spliced from 5 exons.